Messenger RNA from Penicillium longicatenatum, 1860 nucleotides. RefSeq names its product DEAD/DEAH box helicase. Gene Ontology annotation, molecular function: RNA binding; RNA helicase activity; ATP binding. NCBI's taxonomy places the organism in Eukaryota, Fungi, Ascomycota, Eurotiomycetes, Eurotiales, Aspergillaceae. The coding region runs from base 1 to 1860 and encodes 619 amino acids. The transcript is spliced from 10 exons. The record is from RefSeq and is a predicted model, not a curated record. Gene Ontology annotation, cellular component: nucleus.
AUGGACUACGUGAAGGCAAGUUCAGAGGUUGAUAGUCCUCGCAAGUAUUCAGAGUUCUCGGCCAUAGACGGUCAGGAUUGGGCUACAGCUCACAAGUUCCAAACCAUGGAUGAAUCCGACGCAUAUGUUGAGAACCCCGAGGAGGUCCAACCGCUCAAAAUUCCUGCCGUUGACGAUGCUACUCACCAGGAGGCUCGUGCUGCCGGGUGGUGUGAACCCACUCCUUACAACUAUGAGCAGUUGGCGGCCAAGGACGGUCACGAGUGGGCUUCGACAGCCGCUCGCUAUGAAUGGAAGGGCGAGUAUGAUGAGUCUGCUAUCGGGCCCCGUAAUGAAGAGCUGGAGAAGAUGCUUUUUGACAGCGACCUGAUUGCUCGUGCCGGCACUCGCGUGGGCGAAUUGACUGACAGCUUGGCUGUGGUCUGUGAAAGCGAGGAGCCCGUAACCGCAGUCAAAGAGUGGAACGAUGCAGGACUGCACCCCAUAAUGCGAGAGAAUGUGCGGCUAUGUCUUUAUGACAAGCCGACUGCCAUCCAGGCUUUCGCUUUGCCUGCUAUCCACCGUGGCAAGGAUCUAAUUGGUAUUGCGCACACGGGAUCCGGUAAAACUGGAGCUUUCCUGAUCCCCAUUCUGUCAGAUUUGAUGGGAAAGGCCAAGAAGCUGGCCGCUGCAAGACCCAAUCUUGCCGAGGAAUUCAUUCCUUCGGUUCACGGUGUUACCGCUGAGCCACUUGUUAUGAUUGUCUGCCCCACUCGGGAGCUGGCUACUCAGAUCUUUGACGAGACACGUCGUCUGUGUUAUCGAUCUAUGCUCCGCCCAUGCGUUGCGUAUGGAGGAGCGCCUGUCCAUCUUCAACGGGAGGAGCUUAUGAAGGGGUGCGACAUCCUCAUUGGAAGCCCCGGUCGUAUUAUCGACUUCAUGGGUCAACCCCGUGUUUUGUCCCUCCGCCGUGUGAGAUACACCGUUAUCGACGAGGCUGAUGAGCUUCUUCACUUUGACUGGGAGGAGGACUUCAAGAAAAUCAUGUCCGGUGGAGACAUGAAUGAAGACGAGGAUCACCGCUACAUGAUGUUCUCGGCUACUUUCGAUAAGGAAUGUCGUCGGCUUGCGCGUACUUACCUCAUGAAGGAUUACAUUCGUGUUCGCGUUGGCCGCCCCGGCAGCUCGCACCUGAUGGUUACCCAACGGGUGCACAAGGUGGAAGAUAAUGAGAAAAAGAACGCACUCUACAACACCAUUAUCAACCACAUGCCCACUCGUACUUUGGUUUUCGUCAACAGCAAGGCUCAAGUCGACUUUGUCGACGACUACCUCUACAACCGGGGUCUGCCGUGCACCUCUAUCCACGGAGACCGUACUCAGCGUGAGCGCGAGGACGCCAUCCGCGCCUUCCGUAAUGCACUGUGCCCCAUUCUGGUUGCUACUGGUAUCUCUGCCAGAGGCCUUGAUAUUGCUAACGUGAUGCACGUUAUCAAUUACGACCUUCCCAAGGCGCAACAUGGUGGUAUCACUGAGUACAUCCACCGCAUUGGCCGUACUGCCCGUAUCGGUAAUGAGGGAAUUGCAACUUCCUUCUACAACUAUCGUGACGAGGACCUCGCUACUGACCUCGUCAAGAUUCUUAUGGAGACUACUCAGGAUAUUCCUGAUUUCCUGGAAGAAUUCCGUCCCGGCGAAGAUACGGUCACCUUUGACGACGACACUGAUAAUGAGGACGGCGAUGAUGACAAGGAUAGUGAUGAUGACAAGGCGGCAUUUUCGGGGGACGACUCCAAGCCCGACUCUGCUAAUGAAAACCGCCAAUCUCACUGGGCCCCCCAAGAGGCCAAGAAGGAAGAAGAAAUUGAGCCCGACUGGUAG